AUGUUCAACAAAAUGCUGAUAGCUUUGUUGCUCGUCGCAACUGUCGACAUAUCGUGGGCCGAGUCAGCACUUAGCCGCGAUUCAUUGCUCAACCGACACAGGAGAGAGAUUGAUGGACAGUCAAAGUGGGUUAAUUAUGGAUCAGUUGGUCAGCAAUACAAAAAUAACUAUCACUUUGAUGGAACGUCGGAAAAUGGAGGUGGUUCUCAAAAUUCUUCGAUUAGUACAGGAUCCGUAACAAAUCAGGAUAAUAAUUCUUACUCAAAUAUUGAUCAGGCCGCUAACGUUUAUCUUGUUCUGCCUCGUUGGUAUAAUAUCGCAAAUCAACAGACACCCUCCGCCGUCCACGGAAGUUUGGGAACUCAUCUUACACAGCCGAGACAUCGAGCAGUACGAGAAAAAAUAGAUCAAUUGAAAAGAACUUGUACAGAAAUAUAUGACGGAGUAACAGAAAUAGAGAGUGCAAAUGAUCGAGGCUUAGACCGUAACCGUGAAAAGACUACUCAAGAGGAAUCGAACAAGUCAUUAAAGUUAAAUAUUUUGUACCACAAAUGUAAAACGUUAAUGGAUAGACUUAAAUACCAAGAAGUACGUCUUAGUCAGUUUAACGAUGAAACUCUGCCUAUGCAUGAUAUUUUUGACGCAGAUUUAGCUCACUUAAGAACGAUGUUAGAGAAUGCGAAUUUAGAGUUAAUAUCUUUGCGGGCCAGUUAG
Messenger RNA from Cotesia congregata, 714 nucleotides. NCBI's taxonomy places the organism in Eukaryota, Metazoa, Arthropoda, Insecta, Hymenoptera, Braconidae. The record is from the annotation of a GenBank genome assembly.